CAAAACAGCUAUGCUUUCUUCCUCCAACCUCCGUACAAAAAGUUGAAGUUGGAUUGAUAAUCCAUGGAAGACUGGAAGUUGCUUCGAAGAAGGUAGUGCUUCCAUAUUCCAUUUCCUAGAAAAAUUAAAAAUCUUAAUUUCUCCCAAGAGGGUUUCAGGUUCAGCUUCCUUUCUCUCUUUUUGUUUCCUUUUUUUCUUUAGUCUCUCUGGUUGAUUCCACGUUAUUUCUUAUCUAAUUUCCUUGAUGAUUCCUGUCAUAUUUUUAGUUGGGUUCGUUGUUUCUCACGCCAAUUACCUCUCUUUAUAAACUCCAAAAAUUUGAUUUGAUUUUCUUUUUGGGGUAUCUGUUGAUUUCCAGCACCGAACAAUUAAGGGCUUUAGUUGAAUCUUGUGUGAAGUUUGAGAUUGAUUACUAUUGCUUGUUCAGUCUCAAACUGUCUGAUUUGGAGCUAAAAUUGCUACCCAAUUCUCUGUUGUUUCUCACGCCAAUUACCUCUCUUUAUAAACUCCAAAAAUUUGAUUUGAUUUUCUUUUUGGGGUAUCUGUUGAUUUCCAGCACCGAACAAUUAAGGGCUUUAGUUGAAUCUUGUGUGAAGUUUGAGAUUGAUUACUAUGACCUGUUCAAUCUCAAACUUUCUGAUUUGGGGCUCAAAUUGCUACUCUCAAUUCUCUGUUGUUUUUUGUGAUUAGUUGUUGUAGAGAUUCGGCGGGGAUCGAAUUUUCUGGAGGAGGGGAGGAUUUGAAAACGAAGAACCAGUGAUAAGAGUGUAGUUGAUUACAUGGUUUGAACUUUGAAGGUUCUGUGGCCAAUAUUAUUGGAUUGGUCAGGCAGCAGUAAGGGUUUCCUAUACAUUAGGAACUGACAAAAAGUUCCCAUUUCUCUUCAUCUCCGUAGUUCCUUUGUUCGAGAUUUAAACAGCAGCUCAGAGGACAAUGGUGGGUAUACUCCUUUUCUGACACCAGGUCUUUUCUGGGCAACUGUUUUGAUUUUGGUUUCUCCUUUUUUUGGGUUAAUAUGCAUCUGGUUUUGGUUUCUUUACUCUCUCUUGAUCUUUUUUUCUGUUCCAUUCUUUCAUCUAUUUGAGAUUAGACAAGAGGUGUCCCUGAAAUUGUUGCACUGGACUCUGUCGUUCUCUCAUCAAAUUUUUUGAAAUUGAUCCCAAAUACCUUCUCCGUGGUUCCUUCCAAUUUAUUUGCUUCUUGUGAGGGCAUCUAAUUUGAUUGUUUCAAUUUAAUUUCCAUCGCUUCAUCGUGCCUACUGAAUAGUGGGUCUUUUCUCUGUUGGGAAGUUCCUAAAUUCCUGUCACUAUUCUUGAGUUCGGAGGUACCGUUUGGUUUCAGGAAUUCAAGGCUUCAUUUGGGGCUACGAGAUUCCUUGCUGCUCUAUUUUACAUGCUAUGGCAGAUUGUAAAGAUGAGCAUGUCAUUGCAGCAGCACAGCACAUUGUAAAGGCAUUAGGGUCAAAUAAGAACUUGACUGAUGAAGUGAAGAAAAUUCUGGAAGAACUUGGCUCUCGAUUGUCCACCAUGACACUGCUGUCGGAAAACAAGAGAGGGGAGAUAAAUGAGAUUGAAAAGCGGCUCGAUUCUGUUCAGGAGAAGAUUGCCAGUUGGGAGUCUGAUCAGUCUAUAUGGGACUCAAGCCCGGGGGAAGCUUCUGAGUAUCUUCAAGCUGUGGAGGAAGUCCGGAGAUUGACGGAAAGCGUGGAGGCUUUAUCUUUGGAUGAAAAUGAAGCAGUGAAACUUCUUAACCGGGCUCACAGUGUUCUUCAAAUGGGAAUGGCUAAGCUUGAGGAAGAGUUCAGUCACAUUCUUGUGCAGAAUAGUCAACCCUUUGAACCUGAGCAUAAGCCCUUCCGUUGCUGUGAAGUAGAUUUUGUGGAUGUGGAAUCGACCGUUUCAGUCGAAGAUGAUUUGGAUGACUCACUUCGAAGAGAUAGUACCUCCAGAGGCUUGGAGGAAUUCAUCAUAGAUCUGGUUCAUCCAGAUGUAAUUCCUGACCUCAAAGGCAUUGCAAGUUCGAUGGUUGCCUCAAAGUAUGAUCAGGAAUGUUUUCAGGCUUACAUUAGCAUCCGAAAAGAUGCUGUGGAUGAAGGCCUAUUCAUUCUUGAAGUGGAGAAACUUAGUAUCGAAGAUGUGCUAAGGAUGGAGUGGAGUAGCUUGAAUUGCAUGAUCAAGAAAUGGAUCCGGGCAGUGAAGAUCUUUGUGCGUGUUUACCUUGCCAGUGAGAAAAAUCUUUGUGACCAGAUACUGGGGGAGUUUGCAUCAGUUAGUUCAGUUUGUUUUGUUGAGGUAUCAAAGGGUUCAAUGUUGCAACUCCUGAAUUUCGGUGAUGCCAUAGCAAUUGGGCCCCGACAACCUGAAAAGCUGUUUAGGAUUCUUGACAUGUACGAGGUUCUGGCUGAACUUCUCCCUGAUAUAGAAACUCUUUUCUCUGAUGAGGCCGGUUCUUCAGUCAGAAUUGAGUGCCAUGAGGUCCUAAGGAGAUUGGGUGAUUCUGUUAGGGGCACUUUUCUUGAAUUUGAGAAUGCAAUUGAAUUGAACACAUCCACAAUUCCCUUUGCCGGAGGUGGGAUCCAUCCUCUGACCAAUUAUGUCAUGAAUUACAUCAAGGUCCUUACCGAUUACAGUGAUACCCUCAAUCAUCUUCUUGAAAAGCAUGAUUUAUAUCCUGCUUCCGCACUAUCUAAUACCUACCCUGUGAUAGAGGAGGAGAAUGAGAACAAGUGCUCGUCUUCCUGUACUUCCCUGAUGGCUCACUAUCUACGAUCAAUCACUUCAGUUCUAGAGUCCAACCUUGAUGGUAAAUCCAGGUUGUACAGGGAUGAGUCUCUGCAGCACUUUUUUCUGAUGAAUAACGUCUGUUACAUGGUUCAAAAGGUUAAGGGUUCUGAACUAGGAGCACUUUUGGGGGAUAAUUGGAUCCGGCAACACAACAGGAAAUUCCAGAAGCAUGCAAUGAGUUAUGAGAGAGCUACUUGGAGUUCUAUACUCUCUUUACUGAAGGAUGAGGGGAUCUGCAACCCAGGUUCAAAGUCUGUCUCGAAAAUACUUCUAAAAGAGCGGUUUAGAAAUUUUAAUCUAGCUUUUGAGGAGGUUUACAAGAGCCAGACUGGGUGGUUGAUCUCUGAUCCUCAGCUUCGGGAGGAUCUACGGAUCUCAGUGUCACUGAAAGUUAUCCAGGCAUACCGGACAUACAUGGGAAGACAUGCCAGUCAGCUGGAUGGUGGGAGGCAAAUUGACAGGUACAUCAAGUACAAUGCAGAUGAUCUGCAGAAUUUCCUCUUGGAUCUCUUUGAGGGAUCCCCAAAAUCAUUGCAUAGGAGGAGGCUGAGAAAAGAAGGCAUGUUCCAGGAAAAAAGCGGCCAAGAGGCAUUGGGUGGGUGUGGGACUAUGCUCAAUGAAUGUGCCAAGCAUGAACAAAAUAUUCUCGUAGGCUCCAGUUGUUUCCAGGUCAUGGCUCUAUGCGAAGACAUCAGCUGCACUGGUGCCACCAUUUACACUCUUGCCCUCUCUGCACUGUGAAGUCCUUUCUAUCCCUCAUCAUUUGCACACCCCCGGUGCAGUUGAAGACAAGCAAUAGUUUUUUCCUCUUUUUCUUCAAAAACCAGCUUCAUCAUCUGAUGAAUAGCCAACAGAGUUGUCAGGCAAUUGAUGGGUGACAGACUAAUCCACACGAAGGUGAACAAAUUCUACGGUUCUUUCACAGCAUAGAGCGUGUGUUCAGAGAUCUGGUGCAGUUACUAGUUGGGUACUUUGUUUUUGGUCCUCAAAGGGAAUGAGAGUAAUGGUGGAGGUUGAAUUUGAUAUUUGUGGCUCAGGGAGAAAAAGAUGUUUUUUUGACGUUUAAUAUUUACUACAUUCAGUGAGUUGAUUUUCUUAUGUUUGAGCAUGUUCAUUUUGCUAUCAAGUUUUCAUGGUAUUUGACUGUAUCCUGUUUUUGCUCCCCUUCUUGGUGUCUGUUGGAUUGAAAUGAAAAAGUAUAAUCCGUCUUUUGCAGUUGAAAUUUAAUUCUCUGAAGUUCUAGAGUUUAUAAGGAAAAUAGCCUUUAUUCUUCUUUGAUGACAUCUCUUAAAGUUGUACUGGAACUGUGCAAUAUCAUGCACAAUACGAAGUUCAUAUGGAAGUUUUCUUGCCACCAAGUAAAAAAGCAUUGGUUUAGGAAAUGCCUUGAAACUUGAAAGAGAGCACCUGUUUUGAUGCUUAGAAAAAGUAGAAAAUGUUCCUUCUGCCCUAUAUUUUUUACUGUGCUAUGCGGAAGGGGAAUCAGUCUGUCCUCUUUUCAGAAAUUAAAGUUUUAUGAAAGGGAUUUGGCCUCACUUCUUACUCUCAUUGGAGUGUCCUAGAUUCAUCCUCCUGAUGUCCUCGGCUUGAUGUGGUCCUAGGAAAUACAUCAUGAGGUUCAUUCUUCUGAUUGAUACUCUGAAUAUGCAAUAAACAGCAUUCGAAAUCAUACAACCGUCAAUGCCUUUGGAUUUCUGGCUGUGUUAAUUAUAGUUGAACUCAUUGCAAAAGGGGGGAAUUAGUAAAAAUCACAGUACGGACUAAACAGACAGAAUUACAUAAAUGGAGACCAGAACAAAAGGAAAAAUGAUGAACAACUGCAGUGACAAAUGGGGAGCAUACUUGAAGGUUCACACUUGCCCUACUCAUCUAUGAUUGAUUGCGCCAGUUGUAUGGAACUACAUACCAAAACCCUUUUGAUUUGGUUGUUGCAGUGUGACAGGUUAGCACAUUUGGGUCCUGCUUUUGGCAUUUUUGCACCUAGUGGACACUUUUAGAUUCAAACCCACAUCUUCACUUUGGCAGCCUGAGUUCUUCAUCUCCCUCCCUGCCUCCUUGUGUGUGUGUGUAGUUCUUUUCUGAUAUGAGGUUGUUUCAAACCAAAAAGGUUGUAAAGACAGCUUAAUAUCGAACAAGAUAAGAAAUAUGCCAAGGCCAUUCAAUGUAGGAGUCACUGCUUAACUAGGCCACCAAUUUGUUGAAUCAACAGACUUGGAGAUUUAGUGCCCACUAGGCCACUAUAGGUGCAGGUUUGUCACCUUUUUCCCAGAGUACUUGCAGAAGAGUUUCUUUGAAACAGCUACAGUUAGUACUCUGUUUCAGAUAAUCAGCUCUUGUUGGAUUCUAAUGCUGUAUCACAGAAGUUCAAAUAACCUAAUUUUUGAAGUGCAAAGCAGAGGCAGCAAUGGUAUAAGUUUUGUCAAUACCCAUUCAUCUUAUAAAAUAACUGUCACCUGCUUCAGCUGAAAAAAGAACAGAUCCAGAAGUUGCAGCUUCAGCUUGAAUGGCUUUUAUCUGGAAGAUAAGGGCGAGGCUCUGGCACAAUUUAAGUUGCACUAUUGCAAUAUGUUGGUCACAGGUUCAAAACUUGGAAACAACAUUUGCUACGAAGCAAGGCUACGGUUGCAUACACUUACCCCUCCCAGACCUUGCAGUAACGGGAGCCUUGUGUACUGGGUUGCUCUUAUAGUGGCUUCAUUGCCUCAUUGGUGCUCAAAUUUUGUGGACAACUCAUAUUAUAGAUUUUAUGUGAUAAGUUUUAGCUUAAAAGCACCAGAACUCCUAGCAUGUCUCUUAUGGUUAAGAUUUAAACUAGGAAAUAUAGAAGGGAAAUACUUUAAUAGCUGGUAGACCAUAUGCAGUUUGGCUUUAUUGUAUUUUAUAUGAUCUGUUCAAGAACAGAAUAAUAUUUUCAUUGAUUUAUACACAUGAGCCCAA
Macadamia integrifolia is the source of this 5720-nucleotide messenger RNA. Its product is annotated as exocyst complex component EXO70E2-like. Gene Ontology annotation, biological process: exocytosis. The record is from RefSeq and is a predicted model, not a curated record. The transcript is spliced from 5 exons. Lineage: Eukaryota; Viridiplantae; Streptophyta; Magnoliopsida; Proteales; Proteaceae. Gene Ontology annotation, cellular component: exocyst. Gene Ontology annotation, molecular function: phosphatidylinositol-4,5-bisphosphate binding. The coding region runs from base 1398 to 3524 and encodes 708 amino acids.